Molecule: messenger RNA, 2055 nt
Organism: Dentiscutata erythropus
Lineage: Eukaryota; Fungi; Glomeromycota; Glomeromycetes; Diversisporales; Gigasporaceae
Source: the annotation of a GenBank genome assembly
AUGCUUCCCGCUCAGAUGGUUCAGAUGAUGGAACCAACUUAUGAUAAUGAUCCAUUAACACAAAUUAGGCAAUCUACCUAUGGUAACCCUGCCUAUACAGAAACUGCCUACACAGAAACUGCCUACACAGAAACUGUUUACAGCGAUUCAGUUCGAACUAGUUAUAGAAGUGAUUUAAGAUACACACCAGAUAUUAAAUUGCAGAUGGAAGAGUAUAAAGAUGAAUUUCCUAAUGGGAUUAGUCUUGCUUGGAAAAGUGUAGGAUAUACAAUAGUCAAUUCAAAAACGAAAAAAAAACAGCAUAUAGUAUCUGGUUGUUCUGGUGUUGUUCAACCUGGUGAAGUUAUGGCCAUAAUGGGUCCAUCUGGUGCGGGUAAAUCAACCCUGUUGGAUCUAUUAGCAGGACGAAAAGAUUCAAAAAUGGUAUCUGGUCAAAUUUUGCUUAAUGGAGUACCGGGUGAAGUCAAAUAUGUUUCACAAUAUGUUAUGCAAGAUGAUGCGCUGAUGGGUGUAUUAACUGUACGAGAAAAUAUUCAAUUUGCUGCUGAUUUAUGUUUUCCUCCAUAUGUGGAUCAAGCAGAAAAAAGUUAUCGUGUACAACAAAUUAUCGAAGAAUUCGGUUUAGACAGAGUUGCCGACAAUAAAAUUGGUACAGUUUUCGUACGUGGUGUAUCAGGUGGUGAAAAACGACGUGCUUCAAUCGCUUCUCAAGUUAUAACCUUACCAAAGAUAAUAUUUUUGGAUGAACCAACUACCGGUCUUGAUUCUGCUGCUGCUUAUAAUGUUAUGAAAUCUAUUGUCGAAAUGGCUAGAAAACAUAAAUUAACUGUCAUUGCUAGUAUUCAUCAACCUUCAACUGAAACUUAUGCUUUAUUCGAUAAAUUAUGCUUAAUUGCUCGUGGUAACACUUUAUAUUUUGGAGAUCGUGAAAAGGCUACUUCUUAUUUUGAAGGUUUGGGUCAUGUAUGCCCUCCGUAUUCAAAUCCUGCCGAUCACUUCCUUCGUUUGGUCAACUCGGAUUUUAUGUUAGAUAAAUCUCAAGCUGAAAGACAUAUUGAUACUUUUAUCAAAUCUUAUGAUCAAUCAAAAGCAAAAUCUAGUACUUUAUCAGAAAUUCGUGGUAUCACUAAGGCUUCUAUGAUGAAUAGAUUUUCCUCUCGUCAAACUGGUACUUACGCUCGUGGCUUUAUUGAUCAAACUUAUUAUUUAACUGUACGAUCUUUCAAGAAUUCUAUGCGCAACGUUUUAAUGUUUUGGGUUCGUGUAGCUAUGUACGUUUGUUUAGCUAUAUUAAUGGGUACUACUUGGUGGCAAGUUGGUUAUAACCAAGAAAACAUUAAUGAUCGUUUCUCUGCACAUUUCUUUUCCGUUGCUUUUCUCGCUUUUAUGAGUGUUGCCGGUAUACCUGGUUUCUUGGAAGAACGUUUAGUAUUUACACGUGAACGUGGAAAUAAUUUUUAUUCUGUUGGUCCUUAUGUAUUGGCAAAUACAAUAAUCUCUAUUCCAUUUGUAAUGAUAAUUGCUGCUUCAUUUAGUGUUGUAGCUUACCCAAUGAUUGGUUUACAUAACGAUUUUAGUAAUGCUCUUCUCUUUUGUUUCUACCUUUUCCUUGCUCUUAUUGUGGCUGAAUCAAUGGUCGUUUUUAUUUCGGCUGUUAUUCCUAUUUUUGUUGCCGCACUUACACUAGUUGCUUUCGCUAAUGGAUUCUUCAUGGUUGUAGAAGGUUACUUUGUACACCGUGAAAAAAUUCCAAAAGCAUGGAAAUGGGCUCAUUACAUUGACUAUCAAAAAUGGGCAUUUGAAGGGAUUAUUCAAAAUGAUUUUAUUGGUUUGACAUUUAAUUGUAAGCAAAUCUCCGAUAAUCCCGUAAAAUAUUUUUGUUUGUAUGGUGAUAAAUCAGGAAACAGUUCAACUUUUACUGGUAAAGAUGUCUUGGAUGAUUAUGGUUACACUGAAAUCAACCUUCAAAAGUGGGCGUUGGCACUUUUCGGUUUAAUGAUUGCUUUCCGAAUUGGUUUUUAUCUCGUAUUACGUCUCAAGAGAAAUACUCAAUAA